This is a messenger RNA of Helicoverpa armigera (cotton bollworm), 5583 nucleotides long. It is a transcript of the gene ERR, whose product is annotated as steroid hormone receptor ERR1. Gene Ontology annotation, molecular function: zinc ion binding; estrogen response element binding; nuclear receptor activity. The transcript is spliced from 8 exons. The record is from RefSeq and is a predicted model, not a curated record. Gene Ontology annotation, biological process: regulation of transcription by RNA polymerase II. The coding region runs from base 170 to 1537 and encodes 455 amino acids. Lineage: Eukaryota; Metazoa; Arthropoda; Insecta; Lepidoptera; Noctuidae. Gene Ontology annotation, cellular component: nucleus; chromatin.
CAAUGCGUGUUCGCAGUGCGUGCGAGUCGCUCAGCGCGCAUCAAGCUUUACCUUCAUUGCGCUCCCGCAAAAUACAUAUCAUUUAAAUAAACGUACAUAGUGCGUUGAACUCAAAUGUUCUUUAUGUUUGUGCGCCAGUGCUGUGAAUUGUUUUUAUAAACACAUCAAAAUGUGUGCGGUAGAGGAUGCUUGGCUUUUCUCAAAUAUAGCCACCACUUUGGAUAUGAUCGAAUCUUCUCACAAUGUGCAACUGAUGUCAGCAGUCAGCGGGGAGCCGAUGCUCCGCCGCGUGAAGCAGGAGACUGAGCCGCCGCCACAGUACUCGCCGCCGGAGCCGCAGCCGCCGCACGCACAGCCACUGCACCCGCGCACCAUGCCUAUGAUGCAGCCAGAGUUGGAACUCGAAAGCAAAGAGGACGUGAAAUUCUGCGUCUCUCCCGGAGAUGGAGCGAUCGUUGGCAACACAAGCCCAGACCAGCAACACUGUUCGUCAACCACGGCCGCCGCGGCCAGUUGCGCGAGAGACGACGAGGCGCCUCGGCGAGUCUGCCUCGUUUGCGGAGACACUGCCUCGGGGUUCCAUUAUGGCGUAGCUAGCUGUGAGGCGUGCAAGGCGUUUUUCAAGAGGACUAUACAGGGCAACAUAGAAUACACAUGUCCCGCGUCAAAUGAGUGCGAGAUAAACAAGCGGCGUCGCAAGGCGUGCCAAGCGUGCCGGUUCCGCAAGUGCCUGCGCACGGGCAUGUUGCGCGAGGGGGUGCGGCUCGACCGCGUGAGGGGGGGCCGGCAGAAGUAUAGGCGGGCCCCCGACGCCCCGGCUGCUCAGUUGCCGAGGCCGCAGCUUGAUGAAAUUAAGGUGUUAGAAGCCCUGAUCUCCUACGAACCAGAACUGCUCACAUGCUCAGCGCCACCUGCCGGGGUGACCGAGCCCGCAGCCAAGACUUUAGCGAUGCUAGCCGAUCUAUAUGACAGAGAGCUCGUCGGCGUCAUCGGAUGGGCUAAACAGAUUCCUGGGUUCACUGAGCUACAGUUAAAUGAUCAGAUGCGUCUACUCCAAAGCACAUGGGCCGAGAUGCUCUCCCUCAUGUUGGCAUACCGGUCGAUGUCUGGCGGCAACCCUCUGCGGCUCCGGUUCGCCAACGAUCUGGCGCUCGAUGAGCAGCAGGCCAGGGAUAUUGGUGCACAUGAUUUGUUUACACAGAUUGCCGGCGUAGCCAAGCGGCUAGAGCGCGCUGCAGCGUUACGCGAAGAGUGCUAUUUGCUGAAAGCGCUGGCGCUCGCUAACUCAGAAGCACGUAUAGACGAGCACGCAGCUCUGCGUCGCUUCAGGGAUUGUAUACUCGCCGCGCUUAAUGACGCUGUGUCCGCUUUAAGGCCAUACAACGGCAACGCAGCACUGCAGCAACUCCUGCUAGUGCUGCCGGCGCUGCGGCACGCGGACGUGGCGGUGCGGCGCUUCUGGGCGGGCGUGCACCGCGACCGCCGCGCGCCCAUGAACAAGCUCUUCGUCGAGAUGCUCGAAGCCUGCCUGCGGUAGACACGGAACGCAGCCCGAGUGCUUCCAGGUGACACAUACCCCAGUAUUGCCAUAACACAUGGUAGUUUCUCAGGACAGUAUUGCCAACCGAAAAUUUUGGUAGUUUUGGACAGUAUUGCCACGUGAAAAUAUGAUUUUCGUUUCGGUGUUGCCUAAGACAGUUUUAUUUGAAGCUACUGUAGGUAUAUACUGUGUUUGAAAUUACAGUUAUGAAACUGUAAUUUUUAUAAGGUCUGGAAGCACUGCUACCUUACAGCGGGAAAUGUAACGUCCCGCGCCAAAUGUACAAAACGAUGGACGGAUCUAGUACAAAACUUGUUACUAUUUUUGUAUAAUAUUAAAAUAAAAAAUAUUAUAUCUAGUUUUACUGUGAGUUUCGAGAUUAUUGUAUGGUCGAGGAAAUUAUCCAAGGUGAAUUGCGAGCUACUUAGUAUUUUAGUGACCUGAAACGUCAUUAGUUCUGUUGUAAACAGAUUUUUAGUACUGUUAGCUUUAAAAAGCGAUUUGUUUUUGUCUGUGACUUUCUGGGAAACCUUCUUGUAGAUUGUCUAUGGUAUUCUUUCCCCGACCGUACGAGUAACUUGCCUGUCUCGGUGAAUGCGGGGGCCGUUUUCGGCGCAUUUACCAUUAAAAUAUAUAUAACAUUGUUUUUAUUCUGUUUGUUUUAAACGCUAAGACGUGGGACGCUGUUUGCACUGUGUCGAAUAAAAAAAUAAAUUUAGAUUGUUCUUAGUGAUGCAUCAUUAUGAUAUCAAAUAGAUUUCUGGUGAUUUCCGACCAGUUUCUAAAGUACAAAUAUAUACUUAGAUAAGUUUUACACAUGUUUCUUGAAUCAAUUUUCCAUUAAAAGGAAAGGUAGAUUGUUGCUAAAUAUUAUUUAUAAAAAAAUAUAAAAAAACAUUCUAUGAAGUAAGAAUAUUGUUUGUAUGAAUAAGAUACAAAAAUAUUGUUAUUUUUUAUGAAGAGUUUAGUCGCAGUGCUACAGCGCACUCCCCAGUCAUUGUACAUCUGUUUUAUAAAUAAAAUAUGAACAUAUAACAAUUAAUUUUAAUAAAUAAACAGAUAAUGUAGCAAUAUUUACUAUAUAAAGGUUAAAAUGUAUAUCUAGAACUGUUCCACUAACAAUCAUACUUUAACUGGAUGCAUCUUAGCGUAGUUUGUAAAAAACCCAGUAAAUUUCUGCUUACAUUAUCAAGAAAACCCGGGUAUCCUGCGAAAUAUAUCUAUAUCACAUUGCCCGGUCAUUGUUGAUAAUCUAAGCAGAUUUUUUGUAGUAUCACAAGUUGGAUGUAUAUAUUUUUAGUUGUGUAUAAAUUAGUAUCCUAUAUAAAUAUACCUCAAAUCCUAACGUAAGGACUUAGUACCCAGUUCACAAUAAAAAUAUAUGCGCCCAAUAUUACUUUAGUAUAUGAUAUAGUUUUGCUUCUGUCGAACAGUGAUUUUUACAUAUCUAUAGGUAGUAUUAAAUAAUAUACAAGAUCAAAUACUCUGCUGGAUGCUUAUUCCUAAAUAUUUUGUAAUGAACAAAACUUCUUUUAAAAUACUAUUUGCAAAAUAAAGACCCGCAAUGGCAUUGCCAAAAGCUUGUACGCAAUUAAUGUCGUUUGAAACUGCAUAAUUUAUGCUGCUUUAAGAUGGCAACAUAAUUUAAUAUUGGCCAUAUUUGAUAUGGCAACACUUGAAAGUAAAAAUAAAUAAAAAGUUUUUAUGGCGAAAUAAAUAUAACCUUUUCACGGAUUUUUAUAAGUGUACCUGCUAAAGAAUCUACCUAUAUUGUCAAAAUGUAAAUAAAAGUAGAGCUUCAUAGUUAUAAGAAUUUAAAUUUUAUAAUUAAGGGAAUAAGUUUCAAAAUACAGAAGCAUGCUCUAUCAUAUACUAUAGUAGACCUAUACCUAAGUAUAACAUCACACAAUUGUAUUAAGUACCUAAAUAUUGAUUUGUAAAUAGAUUUAAUAUUAACUAUAUAGUGGAACAGAUAAUAUCGAAUACCUCAAUACCUGUUACCAUGAACGAGUAUAACUGUUAUGUAAAAUAUUAUGUACGUGAAUCACUGUGAAAUUGACGCUAGCGCCUCUAUCGGAAACUUUGGUAACUUGUGAGAAGCCAUUUUGAAAUUGUUAUUUGUAAAAAAACAUUCCUAAUAAAACAUUCGUUACCAAAAUUUUGAUGAUCCUGAUUGGCUUAAAAUCUAUUUACGUAGUAACGUGCAUUUAAUGCGAAGCGUAUAGAUUUUGCUACUUUUAACACAAUUCUAAAAUGUGUUUCUUAACAUCUUGAUAAAUACGAUAGUUUCUCCGAUUAAAUAGUGAAAUACUGGAAUUUGGAUAGAACUAUCGUGUAAGAUAAAUCCUGUUUUCGAACUCAGAAGUUCUGGCGUCAAUAUCACAGUUACAAAAUAACAAAACGAGUGAAAAAUCAAUGCGAACGCUAUACAUAUUCUAAGAGAUUUGUAUAAAAUGUUGAUAGAACAUAAAAAUCUAUUCAAAUCUGCACCGUAGUCUGUUUAGUUUUGUUACAAAAAUAGUAGUCAUCGGUGAUGGGGAGAUAUUGUCUAUGGGAAAGGUGCAUUUUUGUUGUGAUUUUGCUCAAACACGUGUCUAUAAGUAUUCGCAUUUUUACCAGGACUUGUGAUUUAUUUACUGACGUCAUUAGGAUUUGAACACUCAUUUUAUUCUUGUGCGCUCUAAAAUUAUUAUCAAUUUGAGUUCAUAGUGCAUUUUGGAGGGUAUGGAAAUAAACUACAUAGACUUGAAAUUGGAAAGUAGACGAGGCAUGUAAUGCUUUACUUUUCAGUUAUUAAAGAUACUGUUAAAAAUAUCGUAAACAGUUGAAGAAACAAGAUAGAAGAUGAGCGUCAAGUCCUAAAUAAAUGUGGCGUCAGAAAAAAACCCUCGAUUGUCGGUUUUAUUUUUAUUACUUUUUUAAUUCUUACGGCUUUGUAGCUUUACGAUUAAAAUAUAACGUGUCUGAACAAGCUAAAGGUUGUUUAUAAGCGAAUUACCGAUGAACGGUAUUUUAGUGUCAAAAUAAUGAGGUAGGGCCAACUUUCAAAAUGAUAUUUGUCGUAACAUAGUUACAAAAAAGGUGAUUGUAAAAAUCAACGUAUCGGCUUUAGGUAUAACGAUGCAAAUAAUUUUGAAAGUUGCACAAUUAGACUCGAGGAGUAUCACAGAAUAAAAUUUUCUACGUAUCAUAAAUUCCAUGUGAGUUUUAACGCGUUCUGGGGGCGUACUACUAUUUUUUACUGCAAUCAUUGUUCCACUCAAGGACAUAGAGCAAGCUAGACGAUUCGUAUAGCCUUCCUUUUUUCAUAGUGGAACAAUGGUGGUCUUAAGACUUUAUAGUACGUCUCCUGCUGUAGUUAUUCUUAUGUUAAGAAUAUUUACUUUAUUUAAUAGUGAUUUACGUGUAACGGUGGUAGUCAGAGCGUGUGAGCUGUGAAGCGUGACUGUGCCAGAUUAUUUAUUAAGUUUUUUGAUUAUUAUCGUCGUUAUUGAUCUGCGAUUACUGAUGUAUACAAUUAAGGAAUUGUGAUUGUUUGGUUGCAGUUUUUAUUUAAGCUAGCAUCACUUAAAUCAAUCGUAAUAUAUAAAAUAAUAAAGUUCUUGCAACAAUUCGACUCAUUUAAGAAACCUGUUCAUAUAAUACUGUCAAUAUUCACAAAAUUUAGUUUAACAAAUUGGCAGCUUAUUGAGUGGCUUACGUAAAAACUGCAACUAAAAAGUUUUGUUGAUAAUAUUUAUCCAAAAAUAAAACGAAAAAUAUAUUUAAAAUGCCUUUUACAAAUGUUUACUUUGUACAAAAUGAUUGGACUUGAUACAAAUAUAUAUAGAAAUACUAUAUCGUAGAACUUUUGACUUGAGAGUAGCUGAUAGUUGUGUAAUCUCAGAUCAAAUAGAGAACCUUAGGUAAAACCAAUAUAAUAUCCCGUGUCUUAAAUUUUGUAUUUAAUAAAUUCGUACCUUAUUUCUUUACAUAAUGUUAUUAAUGUGAACCGGUCCCGGAAUAUGAAAUAAAAUAAAAAUAUAUAAAGUGGUGACAUUUUC